Cheilinus undulatus (humphead wrasse) is the source of this 5819-nucleotide messenger RNA. RefSeq names its product girdin-like. The transcript is spliced from 29 exons. Gene Ontology annotation, cellular component: cytoplasm; centrosome. NCBI's taxonomy places the organism in Eukaryota, Metazoa, Chordata, Actinopteri, Labriformes, Labridae. The record is from RefSeq and is a predicted model, not a curated record. Gene Ontology annotation, molecular function: dynein light intermediate chain binding; microtubule binding. The coding region runs from base 1 to 5520 and encodes 1839 amino acids. Gene Ontology annotation, biological process: cytoskeleton-dependent intracellular transport; cytoplasmic microtubule organization.
AUGGAAAGUGGAGUUUUCCUGCCUUGUCUGGAUCAAUUCAUGCUGAGCCCACUUGUCACUUGGGUGAAGACAUUCAUGCCAAGAGAUGGGGGCACACACCUGGACUUCUCUGAAUUACUGGAUGGAGUCUUUCUGAUUGACAUAAUGACAGAAAUAAAUCCCUCGGCUACAUCUCAGGGUGCAAACAAAGUGAGCAGGGAUCCAAGUCAAAGGAUCCAGAACCUGAACUUCCUUGUUCAUCAAAUCAAGACAUUUUAUCUGGAGAAUCUGAGACAGCUAAUCAUGAUUCCUUUGCCAAAUGUGUUGCUGCUUGGCAGGACUCCUUACUCUGAACAAAGUCUGGAGGAAAUAAAGAAGCUUUUACUACUACUGCUGGGAUGUGCAGUCCAGAGUGAGAGGAAAGAGGAGUACAUCGAGAGGAUUCAGACGCUUGACUUUGACACAAAAGCUGCCAUUGCUGCACAUAUACAGGAGUUGACCCACAGUCAGGAUAAUGUUCUGGAUCUGCAUUGGUUGGAGUCGAGUGAGGUGCAUCCAGAUGAGCUAGAAGCUUUAGCGAGAAACAUGGCAACUCACCUCCAACAUCUGCUGGACCAGAGGGACACCUAUCUAGAGACCAUAGCAGAGCUAAUGCAGGAGAAGGAGGGUGUGGUCAGCUUGCUCAGUAGCCCCUCCAGCCCACAGUCGGCCAGCUACUCCCCCAGCAUACAGCAGCAGCAGGCAGGAACUCAGCAACACCUAGCAGUGGAGCUGGCUGACUCUAAGGCCAAAAUCAGACGACUUAGACAAGAACUAGAGGAGAAGAGUGAGCAGACGCUGGACUGCAGACAUGAGCUGGAGAACCUGGAGGCAGAGCUGAAGAGGAUUCAGCAGGAGAACUCCCAGCUACUUGUAGACGCCCGAGCAGCCCGUACCUAUCGCGAUGAGUUGGACGCCCUAAGAGAGAGAGCCAUAAAGGCAGACAAGUUGGAGAGUGAAGUUGGACGCUACAGAGAGCAACUGCACAAGAUUGAGUUUUACAAGGCUAAAGUGGAGGAGCUAAAAGAGGAUAACAGGGUGCUACAGGAGACCAAAGAGGUGUUAGAGGAUCAGUUGGAAGGUUGGAGAGCACGUUCAGAUAAAAUCCACCAGCUGGAGAAGCACAGUCUGCUGCUGAAGGCCCAGGUCCAUGACAUGGAACAGGAGAGGGAGGCAGAUCGAAGGCGUAUUGAGGAGCUUCAGGAGGAGAACCUGGCUUUGUGUUUGGCUCAGAGGAGGAGUAUGGAGGAGUCCCAACACUUGGGGUGGGAGUUAGAGCAGCUGUCCAAGACCAGUGAGAACUCUCAGGGCCAGCAGACUCUGAGUGAGGAGGUGAGCGAAAGGACCUGCAGUCGCAUGCUAAAGCUGGAGAAAGAGAACCAAAGUCUCCUAAGGACCAUAGAGGAACUCAGAGCUACCUCCUUGAAAAACAGUGCAAAGCAGAAACACAGCCAAAACACUGAGUGUAACUAUGUUUCUGAGGAUAUGUGUAGCACCAACAAUGAUACUUCAUCAGCAGGAGAAAGGACUGGGCUGAACAGCUCCUGCACACUAGAUAACUGCACUAAUGUCAUCCUGCAGAGUGGAGACUCAAACUGCCAUCAGUGUCUCAGAAGGAAUGGUGCAGGAGAAGCAGAUGGAGUCCAGAGUGAGACCCUUCUUAGGAGUAGCCCACAUUUUCAUAUUCAAGAGAAAGGACAGCUAGAGGAGGAAGGCAGUGGAGACGCUUUCAAAGAACUCAUGUCUGACCUGGAAGUGUUAGAGAACAAUCAUAAUGGGCUUCAUUGUUUUGUUGGAUCCCGUGAUCACUCCCCUGGCUCAAAGAGCAGCAGUCCAUGCCACAACAGUAUCUUCACAGGUCUGCCAACACGCUCCUCCUAUGCCAGUAAGCACACACAGCGGAUGGAGGCCAAGUGCAGGGCUUUGGACACAGUUAAUCAGCAUCUACAGACUUCACUUGAUAACACAGAGCGUAAAGUUCAGCGCCUGGAGGCAGAGGUUCAGGAGCUGGAGGCAGAGAAUCAAAGCCUACAGGCCACUUUGGAGGAACUUCGGAUCUCUGUGCGACGCCUGGAGCAACUGGAAACAGAGAAGCAAAGCCUGGAGCAAGAAACCACAGUCCUAGAGAGGGAAAAAAGGCAGCUAGAGAAAGAGAAUCGCAGACUCCGACAACAGACUGAAAUCCAGGAAGCAAAUCUAGACAGCAGCAACGUCUGUAUGGCCAGCCUGGAGAGGGAGAUGCGUUUUCUUGUGAAGGAGGUGGAAGGGUUAAGGGAGACUGCUGAGAGGGUCAAAGGCCUGGAGGGAGAAAACAGAGAACUGAGCAAGCAAGCUGCUAUCGACCAAAGGACCCUGGCAACCUUUAGAGAGGAGCUAGUGAGUGAGAAACUGAAAACCCAGCAGAGAGACAAUGAUCUGGAGAGGCUGGCUCAUGAGUUGGAAAUGAAAGUGCUCAACCAGGAGAGUAUACAACAGGCUGAACGGGAAAUGCCAGACAACAGUAGGUUCAAGAUACUGGAAUCAGAGCUGGAGUCAUCUCUGAAGAGAUCUCUUCAGAUUAAAGAGGACAAGAUGGCAGCUUUGGAAGCUCGUCUGCAGGAAUCCUCCAACCUGAACCAGCACCUUCAACACGAGCUAAAAACCGUGAAGCUGAGCUAUGAGGCCUUGCAGCAGAGACAUGAGGAGGAAUGGACAUCAUUGAGUUCCACCCCUCCCAGAGAGACUGGCAGGGCAAUGAGCGAAUGGCUGCGUGAGAGCCAGGAGGCCACACGUGAACUGUUAAAGCUCAAAGACCGUCUCAUUGAGGUGGAGAGGAAUAAUGCCACACUGGAGGCAGAGCGCCAGGCUAUGCAGGCCCAGCAGAAGCAGCUGGAGAGUCAGUCAGACAGUCAGCAAGCCCAGGUCCUCGCUCUACAGAGGCAGGCUGCAUCACUGCAAGAAAACAACACAGCCCUACAGACACACAACGCUAACCUGCAGGUGGAGAAAUCCACUCUAAACUCACAGUGCGCCUCCCUUAUGGCCCAGAAUGCUCAGCUGCAGCAGCAGCAGACUGGGACAGAAAGCGAGCGGGACAGCGCAAUACGGGAGCGUGAAGAGCUGCGAGGUGUUCAUGAACAGCUUCUUCGAGAUCAUGAACGACUAGCAGCUUUGCAUGAGCGGCAAGCCAUGGAGUACGAGGCCCUGAUGGGCAAACAUGGUUGUCUGAAAAAUGCCCAUCGCACCCUGGAGCUAGAGCAUCGUACACUGCAGGACAGAUACAAUAGUCUGCUGCAGAAGCGGACUAAGCUAGAGGACCUUGAAAAAGCCCUGAAGGAGGAGCAGAUGAGAAUGACUCUAGAGAAAGAGCAGCACAGGACCACUGCUGCUGAAUGCUGCAGGCUACGCGAUGAGAAGGACUGGCUAAACCAGACCUACCGUCAGCUUCUUAACGACAAUGAGGUGCUGACAGCUGAUCACAAGCAGCUGAAGAGCCAGCUCAAUGAGACCAAGCUGGAACACACCUGGCUGGAGGCAGACUUCUCCAAACUCAAAAAGGAGUUUCAGCAGAUGGACAUUAACUCCACAAAACUCACAAACCAGUGCGAGUUGCUGAGCCAGCUAAAAGGCAACCUAGAGGAGGAGAACCGCCACCUGCUGAGCCAGAUCGAGACACUAAUGCUACAGAACCGAACUUUGUUGGAGCAAACUAUGGAAAGCAAGGAUAUGUUUCAUGUUGAGGAGCGGCAAUAUAUUGACAAGCUUAAUGAUUUGAGGAGGCAGAAGGAAAAGCUGGAGGAGAAAAUAAUGGACCAGUACAAGUUUUAUGAGCCAUCCCCUCCUCGCAGACGUGGGAACUGGAUUGCUCACAAACUGAAGAAGUUAAUUAAAUCCAAUAGCCGUGAUCAUGGACUUUACCUCCAACCCACACACACAAGUGGUGCAGAGACCCACCUCCCCUGCAACGACAACAGUUCCUUCAUCAGCUCAGAUGGCUCAGGAGGCUCAGCCUCCACCGCUGCAGGCGAUGCCAUCUCCCCACGACAUAACAGCACGACUCUGAAAAUGUUUCCCCGCAUGAGGAACAGAAUGAAGGACAGAGGCAAAGUCAAGUCCCUCUUCCGUCGUUCCAUGUCUCUGAGCAGCUUGGCAUUCCCAUCUGCCCCAUCAGAGGAGGAGGGAUGGGCUAAGAGUUCAGAAAGACUGCAGUUCUCUGAGGAGGACAGGAAGAUGGCAUUGACAUCAUCCCUUACCACAUCCAUCUUGUCCAUGCUCCACCUUAAUCAUUCCACUGCUUCACCAUCUGGCCCCAUCACCACCACAACCUCUGACUCAGUCGACACUGCUGUAGAUGUUUCUGAGCUUUGGGUGACAGACAAGGAAUCUAAUGACAGUGCUGUGCCAUCUGGGUUUGAGGACAACGAUGAGCUGCAAAAUCACGGGGUAAAUGGCAUUCAGAGUCGAGCCCAAAGUGAGAGCAGCGGUGAGUUUAGCCUCAGUAUGGAAAAUGAGCCAUGGUCAAAUGGCAGCAGCCCUGUUCAGCAGCCCCCAUCCCGACGCUCCUCCUCUUCCUACCAGCAGCCCACUGAUACUUCCACCCCCCGACACACACAGAAGCAGCAGCAACAAAAAGAAAAAGCUGCUACCAUGCCAGUCAUGAACAGUGAGAAGUCAGAUAUGCAGUCAGCACCCAAGCAGAGAGAUCCUGGGCUCUCUCAGGACUUCUGGCUUACAAGAGGUACAAAAAGCAUCCGAAGGGGGUCUAGAGCAAAAGUUACACGUCGCUCAUCAGACUCAGUGGGCUCACCCAAAGAGAACCUAGAGCUAAAUGGGAUAGAUCCAAAGUUGUGCUCUGGGGAAGUUGAAGCUACUCGAGCCUCAGCCUGUUCACCUGUCACAGUGUUAUAUGUUCAGGGUAAGUCUUCAUCAAUGUCUGGCUGUCUGAACUGCUUCUCCACGCCUCUGGGAAAAGAAGGGCGACUGAAAGGGUCAAGGUCACCAAAAAGUCUCCCCCGAGCCAGCAGUGUGAUUUCCACUGCAGAGGGAUCAUCCAGACGCUCUAGUGUAAACAGUGAUUGCAGGGUGACCAUCAAGACUGACCAGCUACCUGUACAAGCUCCAGAAGAGAUGAAUAAUCAAGAGAAAAUAGUAAAUCACAAACAAGCAGAACCAGAGACCAAUACCAGCGAGCCUGAGCCCAUUCCCCCCAUUAAACCUCCCAGAGACCCAACAGUUGUUCCCACGGAACCCAAAUCCCCUGUGCAGGAGUCCAUUUUUGGAUCCUCAUUUACUUUUAACUCUGUCUUUUCCAACACUAUCUUCAGUGAUUCUGUUGUCACUACCACAACCAGUCUUGAUGCAUUUAGCAAUACCCAGACCUUCUUCUGUCCAAAUCCAUCUCUGGUGCAUCAGGAGUCAAGCACACCACAAACAGAAACACUCAGCACAGAAAAUGAGCAGAUUCAAACCACAGAACAUACAGCUGGGCUGGAGGAGAAGGAUAAACUGCUAACAAUUGCUUAGGAGCAGCUGUCAUACCAGUGAAUAUUGUAUAAUUCAACCAAAGCAGGAAGAAGCAAGGCCAAAUUUUUGUAACAACACAGCUAAGUCACUGUUCUCAUAUAUAUACACAGUACUGUGCAGAAGUUUUAGGCAUGUAGAGCGCUAACGGUUCUUCACAGGUCCUGAUGUUCCACAGCCCCGGGCUGAAGAGAGGAGGAGGGGUGGCCAGAGUCAAUUUUGACACAUUUGACAUGUACCUGUGUCGCUGAGCAGCCAAGCUUAACAGCAUUUCUUUUGUCCAGGCCUUUGCACCCCUGGUA